UAAAUUGUAACAUAUUUAAUAAAUCCAGGGUCUAAUUUGAUGUAAUUGAAACUAUAUCGGUGAAAAUGAAUAAACAUUUUCUUUUAGACACACACAAAGCUUCCUUCUUCAACCUCCCGAAAUCAGGCGCUAAAGAAAAUGGUAACAAUCCUUCUAUAUUUCCUCUGCUUCUACGCCCUUCACCUCUUAAUUCAUCGUCUUCUCGCCAAGUUCCACAACCGCCCACCUUCCCCUUUCCCAGCCCUCCCCUUUCUCGGCCAUUUCCACCUCCUCAAGCCCCCUCUUCACCGGACUUUAGCCAAGAUUUCCGACCAAUACGGCUCCGUUCUCCUUCUCCGCUUCGGAUCUCGUCCAGUCCUCCUCGUCUCUUCCCCUUCUGCUGCCCACGAAUGCUUCUCCCAAAACGACAUCGUUUUCGCCAACCGCCCUCGAUUUCUCGCCAGCAAGCAUCUCGGAUACGACUUCACCACCGUCGUUUGGGCCUCUUAUGGCGACCGCUGGCGCGAUCUCCGUCGAAUCUCAUCCCUUCAUCUCCUCUCCUCCGCUAAUCUCCAAGCUCUCUCCUCUGUACGCUCUGAUGAAGUCCAUUCCCUAAUACUCCGCCUCUGUAAAACCUCAAAUCAAUCCAUCGUCAAUGUUAGAACUGUUCUCUUCGAAUUCAUGCUUAAUGUUAUGAUGAGAAUGAUCGGCGGAAAGCGUUACUUCGGCGAUAACACAACCCAUACAGAGGAAUCUCGGAAAUUCCAAGAAAUCGUUACCGAAACGUUUAAACUAUCAGGGGUUAAUCUGGUGGAUUAUUUCCCGAUACUGAAAUGGACUGGAAUCAGCAGAAAAUUCGAGAAGAGGUACAUUAAUCUACGGAAGAAAAGAGAUGAGUUGAUUCAGAAUAUAAUAGAGGAACACAGAAAGGAGAAAGAGAAGAUGAUGAUGAGUAGUAACAAAUCUCCAUUGAAGAAGACGACAAUGAUCGAAGUGAUGUUAUCUCUUCAAGAAUCAGAUCCUGAAUACUACACCGACGAAGUCGUCAUCGGCCAAAUGAUGGUUAUGUUAUCGGCUGGAACCGACACGUCGGUUGGGACGAUGGAAUGGGCCAUGUCGCUACUGCUGAACCAUCCGGACGUGCUGGCAAAAGCCAAAGCCGAAAUCGACGACAUCGUAGGGGAAAAACGACACAUGGAAGAAUCGGAUCUGGAAAAGCUACCGUAUCUGCAGGCGGUGAUUAAGGAGACGCAGAGGAUGUACCCGGUGGGGCCGUUACUGGUGCCUCACGAGUCCUCGGCUGAUUGUUUCGUGGGUGGGUACCAUGUCCCACGCGGCACGAUGUUAGUGGUGAACGCGUGGGCCAUACACAACGACGCCAGAAAUUGGGAGGAGGCGGCAGCGUUCAAGCCAGAGAGAUUCAUGGGAGCGGCGGCGGUGGAAGAGGGAGAUGGAAUUGGGUUGAAGUACAUGGCAUUUGGGGUGGGUAGGAGGGGGUGCCCUGGGGAAGGGCUGGCCAUGAGAGUAGUGGGAUUGGCUUUGGGGUCGUUGAUUCAGUGCUUUGAGUGGGAAAGAAUUGGGGAAGAAAUGGUAGACAUGAGCGAAGGAACGGGGUUGACUAUGCCAAAGGCCUGCCCUUUGCGAGCUAAGUGUAGGCCCCGCCCAAUUCUCCACUAUGCCAUGUAAUGUAAGUAUAUAGGGAAGUUGUCAAAAAUAAUAUUUUUAAGUUUUCACCCACCUUUUUUUAAACUUGUUCAAAUAGUUUCCCAAAUAAUAUCGACCAUCCACAUGUUAUCCUUGACGACAGUGGCCCCAUACCUUGAUGUCCAUGAGGAUGCUUGUUCGUGUUGUUGUGUUUCUCAAUUGUAAUGUAGCCUUACUUGACCUUUUGCUCUUUCAGAUGUUAGUAUUUAUUUCGAGUACAUUUCCUUACAAUACCAUCCUAGAUGUUGCUCAAUCUCUUUUGAGGUGUACUAUCAUGUCAAAUCUAUUGUAACAUCCCGAUUUUUUAGGAAAAUUUAAAUUAGUUAUCUCAAA
This is a messenger RNA of Benincasa hispida (wax gourd), 2016 nucleotides long. Lineage: Eukaryota; Viridiplantae; Streptophyta; Magnoliopsida; Cucurbitales; Cucurbitaceae. The record is from RefSeq and is a predicted model, not a curated record.